GUCUAAUUGAAAUGAUGUAAGACGAAAAAGUCAUGUAUUUCAAAAAAUGUAACCCUGUGAAGUGACUUGCAUAGAACAGUAAGAAACAGCAGCAGGUAGAUUCAAGUAAAUUAUAAGAAGGACCCGACUCUACUGCUACUUUCAAGUCCGCGAACAAUCGAUAAUCAUCAUCAAAGACUACAUUAUGCAUUCCGUUGCCCCAAAAUCCUACAUUUUCCAUGUCAUGCUAGGCAUUGUUGCAGCACAAAAUGCAAUUCCGCUAUCGGUAUUAUCUUCCUUGGCUUCUGAAGGCAGCAUCACGGCAACCGGUCCAGCCGCUUUAUCUUCCCUGGAAUCGUUCAUCUCACUCGAUUCCGUAAUCUUCAACCCUGAACCAUCGGCUCUAGCCUUACUUGCAUCGGCCAUUCCUGCAACUGUCGUCUCUGUCAUAACUGCAAGUCCAGAUGCGUAUCUUUCGUUCAUCGAAAAUAUUGGACAGGGAAGCGAUUUCCCAAAGUGGUUGACGACACUCGCCGCAGACAAACAGAGCGCCAUUGAAUCUUACUACUCCAUUGAGCGCGAGGAGAUUCAGCAGCUAGCAUCCAAGGCAUCAGGACUAGGAAUUCAAAACCUAGGACCACUCAACUCUUUCGCAGCGCAAACCCCAACCACGUACCCGGUCAUCACAACGUCCGCAGCAAUUACUACUGUGGCGACUCACCAUAAUGCUACAUCUUGGCUAGGUACUCGACCAGUUUCAGAAGGCCCGGUCCCGACUAUGAGUGGCUCUCUGACGCCAUACACUGGCUCUGCGACCCUAAUCCAAGCCCAAUCUUCAUGGUUGCAGAUUUCCACAUGUUCUGUGGCAAGCAUUUUCAUGUUGUGGAUCAUGUAAUGGUAGAGUGCAACCACUGCGCCCCUUGUGCCCUAUAGCAAAAUUCUUCAUGGCAAGGCUAUACUUCUUUGCAUGUCGAUUGUUGUUGGUGUGCUCCGUGGGUGUCUUUAUUUUGAUUGGUCGCGGCGCUAUGAAAUCAUUUGCUGACUGGUGGGAUGAAGUGAUUGGUGUGGUAGUGUUGUGUCUCGGAAAAAGCGGAAAGACUCCUGGUGUAGUUAUAAGAAAACCGUGUAGUUAGUGCUUAUCAAUUAAGAGGGGGUUGCA
Molecule: messenger RNA, 1138 nt
Organism: Botrytis cinerea B05.10
Lineage: Eukaryota; Fungi; Ascomycota; Leotiomycetes; Helotiales; Sclerotiniaceae
Exons: 2
Coding region: 185-874 (229 amino acids)
Source: RefSeq, a predicted model, not a curated record